This is a messenger RNA of Verruconis gallopava, 6329 nucleotides long. RefSeq lists its product as uncharacterized. The coding region runs from base 158 to 6262 and encodes 2034 amino acids. The transcript is spliced from 2 exons. Gene Ontology annotation, cellular component: membrane; endocytic vesicle; Golgi apparatus. The record is from RefSeq and is a predicted model, not a curated record. NCBI's taxonomy places the organism in Eukaryota, Fungi, Ascomycota, Dothideomycetes, Venturiales, Sympoventuriaceae. Gene Ontology annotation, biological process: intracellular protein localization; endocytosis; retrograde transport, endosome to Golgi.
UUUCGUCGGGUCCACGAUGACGGCCUUUGACACAGCUAUUACUGUUCAAUCAUAUCACGCACAUUUUCUAAACUUGACCCCACAAAUCUAUGGUAACGACACAGCGAUCGACAAAGGCUACGCUUGACUGCAACUCACAAAUAGCAGUCUUCGCGUCAUGGCUGACAGUGCCCCCUCCCUUCCUGACAAUAGCGUGUCCUUCGCUAACCCCGAGCUCGACACAAAGAAACUACACAGCUUGCCUUCUGAGCAGCAGGGGCUGUAUCUUCUCAACUUUACGGCAGACCUUGCUCGCUUCGUCUCCAAUCUUGACGCUGAUAGUGCAUCUGCAUACCAAGUCUACAUUAAGAAAGAGGUCUUCAAGAUUGUGAACUUGUCGUCGCCGACACCAAGCAGAGUGAUACGGAACAACCUAGGCCGAUCGCUCGCAGGCAUCUUCGCAAAGGGAGAUCGUAAAUUGCUUUUUGAAACCAUAAAUGAGCUGGUAGCAAUCAUCAAUGCUGGGAAGGAAAAGGAAAUCACCCUCAGACACGCUGCCGUGCACUGCCUCGGCGCUGUGUACGAAGCUGCCGGCGACAGUGCAAUCAACCUCGCUUCGCUCGCAUGUUCUACUCUCUUGAAAGGCAUCAAGCAGGCACAGAACAACACGGGCUUCCGAGCCUCACUCUUAGAGGCUCUCGGACGACUAUUCGUCGGCAUAAAUUUGUCAGCCGACGAAGCCAUGGCGAGGGAUGUGUGGAAGCAGGCGCGAGCGGCUUGCAGCAAGGAUAGCGCUCUACUCGUUCAGGCACGAGCCUGCUUGUGCCUGGAAAACCUCAUCACCCACACGUCAUUUUUCGACAAUUCUAACGACUUCGAGAAGCUUCAGAAUGCCAUUUGGAAGACGAUUGACAGCCAAUCACCCAAGGUGCGGAGAGCAUCCGCAAACUGCUAUGCUGCCGUGCUGAUCAAGAGCUAUUCGGAAACACCGAGCACUGAGCCUUUGCCGAGAAUCAAGAAAAUGAAGAAGAGCAUCAAGAAGGCUGGCGGCAUGGCAGAAGGUGACGAGGAGGACACUGAGAGACCGGACUCGCCUGUAACAAGCAAGCCUGCAACGCUGCUAUCAUUUUCGCUCCUGGAUCUUCUACGUCAAAUCGGCGAUCAUUACACAAAGCCGGCUACGAGUAAUCGGGCAAGAGCUGGGCUAGCCCAAUGCUAUGUCAAAACCCUAAGAGGGCUCGGAGCGAAGAUUAUUGAACAAAACUAUCCUGCUAUCGCCCGCCACUUCUUUUCGUAUUUGCUGGGCUACCCGAGCAUCACACAUAACCGCUACCGCUUGCUCAUCACGAGAAAGUUUGUCCGCUUGAUUCUUGAGGACGUCGUUGGUAAGGAGAUCCUCGGCGAGAGCGCACAGCUUAGUGCUGCCAAAUUCUUGGUCAAUGAUAUUUUAAAGGACUACCCUCAAGCGAUCAAAGAGCGGCCAGAGCCAAACAAACAUACUCUGACCGCCGCUUUAAGUGCACUGGCGAGCUUGAUGCAAUCCCUAGGCUCGAUUAUUUCAAGCAUCGCCGAAAGCAUCAGAGACGCUUUGCUUCAGGGAUUGCAGCAUCCAAGCUAUACGGUACAGAUUCACACUUCGUAUUGCUUACGAGCUUUCGUGUCCGCUUGCCCGCAACAACUGCUAGCCACAGUCACGAUAUGUAUGAACAGUGUCAAUCGUGAGCUGUCUUUGCUGGGCAGUCUCCGAGGUUCUCCUAGGCGGUGUGUGGGCUAUGCGAACGGUCUGUCAGCAGUUCUCAGCACCUCGACUUAUCAGCCUUUAUAUGGAUCGAUUGAUGUGUACUCUCGUGUACUUACUCAAGCUAUGACAUUACUCAAGUCGAGCGGAAGCCAAGAUCUUAGGGUUUCCAGCACACAGAUACAAGUCGCGUACAUUUUAAUCGGCGGCCUGAUGAGCCUAGGGCCGAAUUUCAUCAAAAUACAUCUUUCGCAGCUACUCUUUCUAUGGAAAAACGCUCUGCCUAAACCUAUGAACAAGGAGAACAUAUCUUCACGAAACCUUCUGGAGUUGAGCUUUCUUGCUCACGUCAGAGAAUGCGCUUUAGGCUCAAUAUUUACUUUUCUUCAAUACAAUAGCCGCAUACUGACUCUUGAUGUGACGAAGCGGCUUGCAGCCAUGUUGCAAAAUACAGCCAUGUUUCUAAAUAACAUUCCUAGCAAAAAAACAACUGAAGAUUCAUCACAGAACUUAACGCGGAAUCUACAACUACUCGACUUUGAUCUAAUGGUUCGUAGGAGACUUCUUCAAUGCUACACACGAUUGCUUAUCGAUGGGCCGGAAGGAAGUACUGAAGUGCUUCUACAGUCGGGUCUUUUACCGCUGGCCAUUUCAUGUUUUGCGGACCCUGAAAAUUACGCACCAUCUUUAAGCGCUUCGAUUGCGAGCGCUGCGGGUACUUUCGAGAGCAUCUGGGAUCUAGGCGACAACUACGGCUUCGGAGUCACUGCUUUGAUACACGGCUUCGACAUGGACGCCCUACCUGGAGAGGUUGAUAGAGGCAGCAGGCAGUGCUGGAUCACAAAACGAGGCCUAGAAGCGAACAUUGACCAGACUCUUUUACAGCCCACAUGUGGUGCGCCAGAGCAUGAUUCGCUCGCUUUAUACAAAGAUGGUCUGCAUGAACCAGGAGAACCUCCUCAUCCUCUUGCAACUCAGGUUGUCGACGCGGCAAUACAGCUUUUUGCUACCAGUCUGCCUCUUCAGAGCUCAAAGGUACAGGAAAGCAUGCUAGAGCAGCUAAGUUCAUUUCUUUCCACUAGCGACCUCCAACGCGACCCGGCAAGGAAGGCAGCCAUGAGCGUUAACAUCGCAACAGCCAUUUUUUCUGCGCUCAAAGUGGCCGUAAAGGAAACUUGCCUCGCUCCGGGUGAUUUGCAUGGCGAAGGUGUGGCAAGAGCUAUGCGCGAGCUACUGCGCAGCUUUUUGCUGAGUCCUGAUCAAUAUCUUAGGAACAUUGCUGCGCAAGCGUUGGGCCGUUUGUGUCGAAGUGCAGGUAAUGCCUUUACUGUCAAAGAAGUUGACGAUCUCAUCGAGCAUAUCAUAUCAAAUCGCGACCCUGUUGCACGAAGCGGAUGUGCCGUUGCGCUCGGCAAUAUCUACGCACAGCUAGGCGGCAUGACAGCGAGUUUUCAUCUCAAAAAAAUCUUGAGUGUACUCAAUUCCCUUAGCAGUGAUCCGCAUCCCGCCGUGCAUUUUUGGGCUUUGGAAAGUAUCACACGCGUCGCCGAUUCUGCUGAUCUGAAUUUUGGUCCGCACGUCACCAGCACGCUUGGACUGGCCGCUCAAAUAUACAUGGAAGACACACAUAAUGCUGAAGCGUCUGCUUUAUCGUCAUCAAACUUUGAAUUUGAACUGCCAACUCCAGCUGUUGUGGCAAGAUGUAUCGACAGCAUCAUCAACGUUCUCGGGCCCGACUUACAAGAUUCAACAAAGGCGAGAGAUUUUAUAAUGGUAUUGAUUGACCAGUUUCAGGCUGAAGAUGAAGAGUUAGUGCUGGUUGAAAGUUUGAAAUGCCGGGAGCAUUUGUCGCUUUAUGCGCCCGGAUACGUAGACUCCUCCGCCUAUGUGAAGAGCCUGCAGCGUUGUCUUGACUCGCCUUUGUGGCGAAUACGCAACAUGGCAAUCGAUGCUUUAUACAACACAAUGCGAAGAAACGCCGAGGAGGUCAUGGGGAUCGCUGAUCCAGGCCUGGAAGACAAGCUUUGGCUAAUGCUCAAUGCCAUACCUGACCAGGAAGUCAUCAAAAACAUGAUGCGCAAUUGGAUGCAUCAAACAGGCUUGUCCGAUGCCGCAACUUGGGUUCAGAGAUGCAAUGCUGUUUUAUCCAAGCUUACAGUUAAGGAAGAUGCGGCCGCUAAAAAUGCAGAUCUCAAAAUCGAUAACACUCACGCAAAUUUGCAAGACGAAGAAGUUGCCGGGUUUGCCGCCAGUGCAAAUAGAGGUGACCCAGCCACCGGUGGCUCGACGCAAGAAUACCUCAAGUGGCAGACCAGAACAUUCGCUAUGGACCUAUUAUACGAUCUUAUUAGCACCAUUACGCGCGAUGCAGCGACCAGUGAAGAGUCUCCUUCACAAGAGGCACUGCAAAGCAGAAUUGCUGAUGUUGUACGCAUAUCAUUUUCGGCUUCCACCGCCAAUGUCGUCGAACUUCGCCUUCGUGGGCUCCGAAUCAUCGAUCAAAUCCUCAAGUUGUUUGGGAAAACGCCAGAUCCAGACUUCACAGAGGCGAGUUUGCUUGAGCAAUAUCAAGCUCAAAUUAGCUCUGCCUUGACUCCGGCCUUUGCAGCUGACUCGAGCCCAGAGCUUGCCGCACAGGCGAUCAACGUUUGUGCUACAUUCAUUUCGACGGGCAUUGUGAAAGAUGUGGAAAGGAUGGGAAGAAUUCUAAAACUGCUCGUUUCGGCUUUGGAAAAUUUCUCAAAUGAGUCUGAAAAUGCCGCUAUUGGCGACCUCAAGGGCCUGAGCUCGAAUGCUUUAGUAAUGGUCAAGAUGUCUGUCUUCUCCGCUUGGGCUGAAUUGCAAAUUGCCAGUGCUGAGCAGCCAUAUCUUAAGGAAGUGAUGAAACCGCACAUGGCAAAGCUGACGCCUCUCUGGUUAGCGAGCCUCAAAGAGUACUCGCGUCUAAGAUUUGAACCAGAUAUUUCUACCACGACGAGUGGAACUGCAACUAUAAGCGGCAACUUGGAUUCUAUCUACGCAGCACUCAAUCGAGAAACCUUGCUGCAAUUCUAUCAGGCUUCUUGGCUGCAACUUGUUCAUGCUAUCGCUAGCCUCAUUGACGAAGAUAGCGAGUUCGUGUUCGAUGCCCUGGACGGAAAAGUUAAGGAGACAAAGGAACCAGAGGCAGCAGCCAACACAUCCGUAAGACUGAAGUCGAGUGAGAUAAACUAUCGGGACGAGCCGGUUGCGUUCUUCUUUGUGCUUUUUGGCCUAGCUUUUGAGGCACUUAUCGCUCGCUCUAAAAGCGGCGACUUGCAAAACAACACGCAACAGAUACUCGAGGUCUUGGAUGUGCUCAAGAAGAUUCUCAAACCAUCAGUCUCUGGUCAAGCCAUUUAUCGUGAAGUUGUUUUUGCUGAGCUAACGGACAUGCUUGAUCGACUUGUACUGACGGAGCCAAUGAGCGUACAAAUUGUUAUCGUGGAGAUAGCUCGAAACUUAUGCCUAGGUCACCCAAGUGCAAGGAUUGGCUACACUGGCGAGGAGGAGAACUUAAGCGAUGAUAUUGAUCAGAUGUUUGAGCUUACUAGGAUAAUCGUGCUAGUGCUGGCCGGGCUGGUGACGAACUUAACCGAGGACAAGUCCCGAGUUCGCUACGAACUGAGUGACGAGGCAAUUGCAUUACUUUCACAGUCACUUACAGCACUGGUGGAUGCAUCUUCUGUUUAUCCCACUGUCAUCAAGACAGACCUACAUGCGUGUAUCCUUCAUAUAUUUGCAACUAUCCUAGCCACUCCUUCAUGCCAGAAAGCAGUCGUACCGCAAGCCUUGCCGAUACUCAAAAGGUUUUUAACCAGUAUUGCAUCGUCUCCGCAGCCAGAGACACAGACACAGCUCCGAAGUGCGUUGGCUCGCUUUCUAGCUGUUUUGAAGAAGGCCCAGCAAAGAGAAUUUGAGACUGCGGUUCAAUGCGAGAAGAACGCACUACUAGCUUGCACCAUCCUUCUUAGCUCCGUGAGCUGGUUGUUUGCAGCCGAGGAUAUCCUCCUUCAGCGAUUUGCUGCUGAAUUGAUUGACUGUUUAGAGAAUAGGAUCCCAAGUAAAAUUGCAGCAAAUUGUGUGAGGAGCCUGCUUCUCAUGCAAGAUAAAUCUGAUGCAGACGAAGCGCUUGGUGCGAUGUUGUUGCCGCAUUUGAUCAAUUUCAUAACGCAGCCCUCAGACACAGAGGGCUUGGAAGAAAGUCGUUCAUUGAUAACAUCUGCAUUAACAUCUUUUGUACUCACUGUUGAACGCCCGAAAGUGCCUAUCGCCAUGGCGCUUAUCUUACCCACCUUUCUGAUCAGGGCAUCGAAUGAAGGCAGCGUGGUAUACAAAGAGAUUGCCGCCGGUAUCUUACACUGGGCUUCGGUCGAGCAAGAGGUAUUUCGUUCAACUGUUGCAGGAUUCAGUGCAGAGCAAAGACAACUUUUGGAAUUAGUUAUCAUGGAAGGAGGACCAAAGAGACAGGUGGUGCUUAGGAAAGAAACAGGAGAGCCUAGCAUUGCGCUGAAAAUGAAUUUCUAAGCAUAAGAAAACAUUUUUCCUAACAAUGCUAUUUAAUACCAUUUGAUUUAAAUUUUUUUGCAAAUAA